AUGGGCUCCGUGCCGGAGCUGCCCGGUCCCGGGGCCGCCGUCUCGCUGCAGGUCCGGGCCGUGGACGUGCGACCGACGGCGCCCGUGGUGCGGCUGUGGGGAGCGCUGGGUGAGCGCCGCGCGGAGCGCGUCCGGCCGUGCGCCGACAGCCGGGCGGCGGUGGAGAGCGAGCGUGCAGCCGGACGGCUGGCGGGAGGCGCGGAGCUUCGCGCCGGGGAGCUGGGGCUGGUGGAGCUGGCCGGGCUGUGGCACCGCUGCCGGGUGCUGAGCGGCCGCGGCCGCGGCCGCCGCGUGUUCCUGCUCGACGAGGGUCGCGCGGUGACGGUGUCCGCCGAGUACCUGGCGCGGGGCGGCCCGGAGCUGUUCGGUCCGCCGCCCGAGGCGCUGGGCUGCGUGGUGGCCGACCUGGUGCCGCCCGGGAGCCCCGCGGCCGGAGCGUGCGGAGACGCGUCGAGCUCCGCCUGGACGGAGGAGGCGAUGGAGCUGCUGCGCUGCCUGCACGGCAAGGAGCUGCCCGGCAUCGUGCGGGAGCUGCUGGUGCCGCAGCGGCUGCUGGUGCUGGAGCUGCCCUUGCUCGUGGCUCAGAUGCGGCGGCUGGGCCUGGCCGGGCACACGUCUCCAGGCGCCUUCGGCCAGCUGCUCCGGCGCUGCCUGCCGCGCGAGGCCGAAAGUGGCGCCUCCCCUGCCCACCUGUGCGACGGCGAAGGAGAGCCGGCGGCCCCGUGCGGGCAGAGCUACGUGGAAAUGAGGCCCGGUCCCUCCUACGGGGGUCAGCUGGAAGUGGGAUGUACGGUCGAUGUGGUUGUAACGUGUGCUGAGAGCCCCGGUUAUUUCUGGUGCCAGUUGAAGAAGUGCAGUGAGUUCACUGCGUUGAUGGCUGAAAUCCAGGAGUACUGUGAGAGCGUGUCCCAGCCGCACGCCUGGCCUCAGUCGGCGUGCUUGGCCCAGUACUCAGAGGACAAACGGUGGUACAGGGCUUUAAUUGUCAGCGAUGUCAGUCCUGCGGGUGAAGUUGAGGUCAUGUAUGUGGACUACGGCAACAGGGAGCUGGUGUCCCUAACGAGUCUCUGCUCCAUUAACGAGCGCUUCCUCGAGCUGAAGGCUCAGGCCUUCAGGUGCAGCCUUUACAACCUAAUCCACCCUAAUGGUCCGGACCCGUUUGUUUGGGAUGAAGCUGCAAUCCUGGCUUUCCAGGAGUUUGUCGAUGCCUCCUCAAAUCAGUUUGAACUGCAGUGUACCAUAUUUGCCUUGGCUUCGAGGAACAACAGGGAGCUGUUCAACAUCGUAGAUUUAAUGACGCCUUUCCAGAGCGCAUCCCAAUUUCUGACAGACAGAGGUGUGGCCAAACGUCUGCCGCCUCAAACGCCUCUGGCAGCCUCCGUUCGACUGCAUUCUUUCUAUUAUUCCAUGCACGAGAUCAAAAUCGGGAGUGAAGAAGAUGUUUUUAUUACGCACGUUGAUGAUCCUCAGACAUUUUACUGCCAACUUGAAAGGUGUGCGAAUGUCCUGUUGCAGCUCAGUGAAAACGUUUCUCGUCUCAGAGGAACGACGUCAGGCUUAGAAACCUGGCAGAGGUUUGGUGAGUUGUGUCUCGCCAGGUAUACUGACAGCUACUGGUACCGGGGGGUCCUUACAAAAACAAAACCCACCAAGGAAGUCUUUUUUGUGGAUUUUGGGAACACAGAGACCAUUGAAGAAGAUCAUCUGCUUCCUAUUCCGGGUGAUGCUCAUGAUAUCUUGCUUUUGCCAAUGCAGGCCAUAAAGUGUUCCUUGGCUGACGUACCUAAUGUUCCCCAGGAAGCUACAGCGUGGUUUAAGCAAGCUGUCCUUGAAAGGCAAUUAAAAGCAACUGUUGUAGCAAAAGAAUCCGGUGGUAAACUGUUGAUUGAGCUGUUUGAUGGUAACAUGCAAAUCAAUGCAAAAUUGAAGGAGGAGUUCAGAUUAAGAAACAAUGCAGAAGUGUGUAGGUGUGUAAGGAGUACAGCUCUGUACUGUAGUAUGGAUAUGGAAAAGAGGAAUGGGGAUGCACACUCUCCUCCAAAUGCAGGAGAAAGUGAAAACUGCAGACCUGAAGCCCAAGGAGGAGAGAGGAGUAGCAAAAUGCAGGUCAAAGAGAAAGAUGUAAACCUUCUCCAGCCUGCUGCAAAGAGAGAAUGGGCUGCUGGGUUACUGGCGUAUGAGGGGAAGGUCAGCAGUAAGAAAGAUGCUCUGUUAAAUAAGGUGGAGGAAAUGCAGUCUCUGCUCUGUGCCGAGAUGGAUGCAGAGUUGGAUAAUAAAUGUGAUACUGAAAGCAGUUGUGUGCUGCUGAAGCGUGUAACUGAUCUGCCACAGCAGAGCGUGGUGCCGGCUCUCACAGCGUUGGCAUAUGUCUCCUAUGUAAAUAAUCCUUUAGAUUUUUAUGUUCAACUGGCAAGUGAUGAGGCUCAACUUCACAGCGUUUCAGAAUGCUUAAAGGAUGAAAUGCUAGCAAAGAUCCCCUGCGGGCAGCUCUUGCAAGCUGGGGACUUAAUCUGUGCUCUGUAUUCAGACGACAGCCUGUGGUACAGGGCAGUGGUAAAAGAGAAGGCUUCUGACCAUUUGAUUAGCGUCCGAUAUAUUGAUUAUGGUAAUACUUCAGUAGUUGAUGUUGAUCAAGUGCGCAGGCUCCCUGAAGACUUAGAAUCUAUUCCAGCAAUAGGCAUUCACUGCUUCCUAGGUGGGCUUAAAUGCAAAACGAGUACAGGCUGGGCAGAGAAAGCAGCUCCUUGCUUCACGAAGAGGGUAAGUGAGGCUCUGCUAACAUGUGAAUUUGUGGAGGAGGUUGAUGGUAAAUGGGGAGUUAUUCUGAGUGAUGAUCAAGGUGAAAUAACAGUGGAUUUAGUUGAUGAAAGUUCUUAUUCAAAUGGAAUGCUUGAUAGAAGUGAUGUGAUAAAUACGUGUGAGCCUUCGUCUCCUGGGGUGCAAAAUGAAGCUUCCUGUGACUGUACAUCACUUACCUGGAAGUUCCCCGAGGCAGGCCAGACUGUACAUGUUUAUAUCACGGUGGUGAAUGGUCCAGACUAUUUUUGGAGUUGCAGUGCUGAUGAAAAAAACAUGACCUACAUAGAGGAAAAAAUAAAGGAAGCCGAAAACCUUGGACUAAACUCUAUGGACAGCUGCAUUAAAAGCGGUGAUAUUUGCCUAGCAAAGUACAGCGAGGAUGGGAAGUUCUACAGAGCUAAGGUCAGCAGCGUGAAGGGCAACGAUGUAGCUGUUAUCCAUGUGGACUAUGGAAGUGAGGAGACUGUUAGCUUGGAGAUGCUCAAAGCAAUUCCAAGUGAAUUGCUUCAGGUGCCUAAUCAAGCAUUUGCUUGCUGUCUGUCAGGUUUCAGUCCCUCAGAGGGCUCGUGGCUUAGUGAAGCCAAAGACAAGUUUUAUGAUAUGACUGUAGAGCUCCUACUAGAAGCUGAAGUUCUUGGAACCCAGGAGAAUAAAGCUUUUGAAGUCCCUCUGUGUGCUGUCAAACUGGAGUCUCCUGGGAGGAAUAUUAACGAAGAGAUGAAAUCUUUUUGGAAGGCUGAUGUGGGAAGCGGUCACAAAGAUAUUCCAGACCCUGAGGGUUCCUUAGAAGGAAACAGAAGUUCAAACAGUGAUGCGGGUCUUUAUCUCAAAAGAGAAACUGCUACCUGUGGAUUAGCUCGAGAAGUGAGGGAAAGUGCUUUGCUUUGUUCCCAGUGCUCCUUGGGUGAACCUUGUGGGUGUUCAGGUGGGUCUGAAGCAAAAGUGUCUGCUGAGUCUCAGGAGGUGGCUGGUGGACGUGAAACAGCUGAGCAUCGAAGCAGCUUUGAUAAAGAGACUGCUCCACUGGAAGAUGAGAGCAGUAGCAAAGUAUUAUUAGGGCCAAGAGGAAGCUGCAGUCUUCACAGUUUGGGAGGUGGAAUGAAAUCUGCACUACAAGAGCCACCUGAAUUACUGUUUCUGCAGGAUGCUGAGGUGAAGGCAGAAGGCAAGGCAGCCAGCCCUUUGCCAGGAAAUGGAGAAGAGCUGAUGGGAUGGCUCCAGGUAGAGCCUUCGAUGGGUGAUACAACAGAGGCACUGAUCGAACUAGUUGAAUUACAAAUGCACUCUUCUUAUGAUGAUUUGAAAGAGUUGAUACUGGAGCUGGAGGAAAUAGCAGCACUGCCCUCAGUCACUGAUGAGAUGAAGGAAGCACUUGAAACAGAGGCACUUGGAAUGCAGACUGCUUCAGGCAGUGAAGCGAGAGAGAAAGUGCUGGAAGUACAUGAGCCCCUGCUCCUGUGUGAGGAGAUGGGGCACUCAGCACUCCUGCAGUCUGGAACCUUGCCUUCACUUAGUGAGGGAGAGAGCUCAAUGCCCUCUGUUAGUGAUGCAGGGAAGACAGCAGAGCUGUUUCCUUCUGAUUCUCUGCCUCUGAGGCAGACUGCAGAGGUGCUGGGAUUGAAUUGCUCUGGGGUUCGUGGAGCAGAAGCUGUGCAAGAAGACUGGAUGGAAGUAGAGCCUCCCCUCAUGCUGCCUUCAUCUGAUGGUAGACCUGAGGAACAACCAAAGGCCCCUGAUACGCUGGCAGCAGUAAGUGCCGAGAUUGAUCAGCUUCUGGAUUUGCACAAGAAAGAUGAGUGUUAUGUGAAAGAAUGGACGCAGCAAGACAUGGAGGAGUUGUUUAAAGAAUGUGGAAGCACACCUACACACAUGCAGUCUUCAGACUGUAAACCUAGUGAAGAAGCAGGAAAAAAGCAAAGUGAUAACAUGGCUGACUAUAGUGCAGGAUGCAGUGGAUAUACUUGUAAGCUGAAGGGCUUUGCUGUUGGCUCCAAGUGUGUGGUGUGGACAUCUCAGCAGUGGUGCGAGGCUCUGAUUUUGGAGGUAUCUGAGAAGGGCACCAGGGUACUGAAUCUCUGCAGUGGCAGUGAGGAGAUUGUAGAUCCUGAGAACGUCUGGAACGUUAUUCCCAGCUGGGCUGGCAGAUCACCUGAGAGAACUACUCAUGUGACAGAAGAUGUGCUGUCCCUGCCAGAGGAAUCUUUACUUCAAGAAGAGCAAAGUGGCUGCAGUUCAGCUAGAUCUGAAGAUCCUCAUGUUCUCCAGCCUUUCUGAGAAAGAACUUAUUUACCACAUGAGGUGUAAUAAGUCUCUGCAUGCACAUCCAUUCCCACAAAAAUGGGUUUUUAUAGGAAAUAUACAACCAACGCACUUGGGUGUUCUACACAACUGAGCAAAUGCCUGGUACUGCCACACCUCCUUGUCAUGAACAGUGGUUGGUGGGAGACUGGUGCUGUCUGUUGGGCGUUUUAAAACUGUGCCUUAAUCAAACAGUGUGCCUCGACAGGCAUCCCUUACUGAAUGCUGGUGUGGCACUAACUUAUGCCUAGCUGAUAGUGGGUUCUUGAUGAAGAGCUUCCCGUGAGCUGCUGUGGUGAUAUCUGCUGUUGCAUUGGUUUGGUUUUGUUUCUUUAGGUUUAGGAAAAUUCAGAGUAUUUUUGAGGGAAGUUUUUUCCUCUGUAGCGAAAUGAAGUUGUUCAGGGCUGAAGCCUUGCAUUUUGUGUCAUUACAAAGCAAUUAAGAAGCUGGAAUAAAGCU
Molecule: messenger RNA, 5556 nt
Organism: Centrocercus urophasianus (Greater sage-grouse)
Lineage: Eukaryota; Metazoa; Chordata; Aves; Galliformes; Phasianidae
Gene: TDRD6
Product: tudor domain containing 6
Exons: 5
Coding region: 1-5073 (1690 amino acids)
Source: RefSeq, a predicted model, not a curated record